CUCUGCACAGGAAGCUCUGAAAAGUGCUCUGAAAAGUCAGAAAGAGGAACCUCUCCAGCUUUGAGGAGCCAGUCAAUCAGGAGCAUGCACAGCUAAAGAAGAGGCAUGGGAAAUGGGGAAACACCCACACUGACUGCUGAGGAUGUACUGGCAGGCAAGAAAUGUUCCUCAUGACCACAGUUAAGUUGAUGGAGGGAUGGACGGAGUGAUGGAGCUGCCCAUGAAAGCAGGAACCAACAUGAAGGUUGCUGGGAAGACUGUAUAUGUUUUUGUGCUGCUUUCCAUCACCAUGGUCAUGACAUUAGCAGGGAACAACAUAGUGAUGACUGUAGGUAACAGUUCAAUUCUCACCUGCCCUUUUAAAGGACAAAUAAGUAUGCUAACAUGGACAAUAACCCCCAAGGUUGGAUGCCCUUGUGCCUUGGUAUACAGGAUUGAUACAAACAUGACACACAGAACAAACUGCAGUGACAACAUAAACUGGACAUUCAGAGCAGGUCUGGCUCCUGCCCUUGCAAUACGGCAAGUGGAAAUAGCCCAGGAGGGAAAUUACAGCUGUGAAGCAGCAUCAACAGAUGGGAAUUUCCACAUGAUGUACAGUCUGACUGUGCUGGCCCCCCCAAGGCUGAGCCUGUACUGUGAUGAGCAGGGCAGCCCCGUGUGCAAGGCAGUGGCCGGAAAGCCUCCAGCUCAGCUCUCGUGGGUCCCUGAGAGCAGCUCCACUGCAGAGGAGAAGCAUCAGGACAACGGGACAGUGACUGUUCUCAGCAAGUUCACAGCGUGUAGCACCAAUGUAACCAGUGUAACCACAUGCAUGGUGUCCCACCCAGCUGGGAACUGGAGCCAGUCCAUAGCCUGCUGUCCCUCAAAGAAAACCAGCUUUUUCCUGCAUGCCGGCAUUAUUACUUGUGUUCUGAUCAUUAUCACCUUGUUGGCUGCCAUUUACUGUUUCAAGCUCCACAGUGAUAGACCAUGCCACAAAACCAAGCCCUCUGAAAUUGCUCCUAUACAUUCCCAACAGUUGAAGAGGAGUAAAUAUGAGAGCGCUAUUUCCCAGGAUGACACAAUGGAAGUGGAACCUUAUACUACUUAUGUGCAGAAGGAAAAUGUAAUCUACAACUCAGUGUCUGAUCUGACAGUAGGGCAGAAUCUUCCACAAGACCUGUGCCCAGAAACAUGAAUGAUUCUACAACACAAGAAGAGGAAAGAGAUACUUUAUAGAAGACUGGUUAUAGAAAGAAACUUCUCAGAGAAUUUCUUCAGAUUUUGGGGCAGCAUAGAUCACUAGGUCUGUUCAAACACCUCUGCUUGCUAAUAAGUCCAUAGUUCUUUUUUUUCCUGUUCUGAUUUCUUCCUUGGGAAAAUGUGUUAUUCCUUGGGAGGAUGUUACUGACCACAUACAAUAGUUUUUCCUGGAAAAAAAUCCUGUGACCAGUCUUCCCUUUGCUGUUCUUCCCUUGGAGAUCCUAGUCUUGUCAAUCACUUGUAGUUGUUACUUUCAUGCACUUGACACUAUGAUGCACACAUUUGGGAGACCAGAGGAGUGUUCUGUCUGAACUAAAACAAAAAACUCUUCUACCAACAGCAACUUUUUUCUAAUACAUAUGUUAGUAACACAUGACCUGGGUACUGAUCAUCACUGGAUACCUCAAAUAGCAAAAGAUAAUGGUAGGGAAGACUUAGUUCAGAAAAUGGAAAUAGGAGAUAAAUUUAGAAGGUCAUCCACUAGGAGUGAGACUGCACUAUCCAGUAUUUAGAGAUGACAUUAUGGGACUCCCUCCAGAAGAAUCUGGACAAGGUUGCUAAGUGGGCCAAUGGCAAUCUCAUGAGAUUUAACAAGACCAAGCGCAAGGUGCUGUACCCGGGUUUGCACAUCUCCUGGUAUCAACAAAGGCUGAGGCAUGAACAGAUUGAGAGCAGCCCUGGCUGAGAAGGUCUUGGAGUGGCUGACAGACUGGCCAUGGCCUAGCAAAGUGUACUUGCAUCCCAGAAAACCAAACAUGUCCUGGGCUCCAUACAAAGCAGCAUGGCCAGCAGGGGAAGGAGGAGAUUCUGCUCUUCUACUCUGCUUUUGUGAGAGCCCACCUGCAGUGCUGCCCCCAGCUCUGGGGUCCCCAGCACAAUCAGGACAUUGACCCAUUGAAGUGAGUCCAGAGGAGGCCAUAAAGAUGAUUAGAGAAAUGGAACACCUCUUCUAUGAGGAAAGGCUGAGAGAGUUGGGAUUAUUCAGCCUGGAAAAGAGAAGGCUUAGGGGUGACUGCAUUGUGGCCUUCCUGUACCUGAAGAGAACCUGCAAGAAGGAUGGAGAGGAACUUUUACAAAAGCAUCUAGUGACAGAGCAGUGGGGAAUGGAUUAGCACUGUAAGAGAGUAGGUUUAGAUUAGAUGUUAGGAGGGAAUUCUUUACUUUGAGGGUGAUGAGACACUAGCACAAGGCUGCACAGAGAAGCUGUGGAUGCCCCAUCCCUGGACAGUGCUCAAGAACAGGUUGGAUAGAGCUUUGAGCGACCUGGUGUAGUGAAAGGUGACUCUGCCAGUGCCGGGGGGGUGAACCUUGAUGAUCUUUAAAGUCUUUUCCAACCCAAACCACUCCACUCCAUGAUUUUGUGAUUUCCACUAAAUAUGUUCAUUCUGUGUUUCAGAUCACUGGUAAGAUUCUAUGAAGUUAUGGCAUUCCUGUCUUUCUUAAGAGUAUAAGCAUUAAGAUACUGUAAAAUACUUAUGUUACUCAAAACCCAUAGGCUACUUUUGCCAAAAAACAAGCAUAAAAAUAUCAAAAAACCCCAAACAAGUACACAUCUGUCUUCUAUGUAUGUGCAAUAAUGUAUAAAAAGGAUAAAAUGCUAGCUAAUUGUAGUCAUAUUUAACUACCCCAACUGAAGGUUUUUUUCAUUUGUAUGUCUAGAUAUUUUACUGAUAUUCUUUUCAAUGUACUUGCAACUUCCCUUUUUGUAUGUAAAUUAGCUUAUGUAUAUUAUUGUGUCUCAUUUUGAAGUGACUUAUUCUCACCUUCAUAAAAUAUCCCUUGGGAAUAAAUUGUCUUCUAUAUAGUAGCAGUUCCCAAUUUUUUUUUUUUGAUUGAUGCAUUUCUAGCUAAAGUAUGAACUGACUUUACAGUAAGAAUAAAGAACUAUGUUUAUAAACCUCUGUUGACUGCAUCUUAUUUCAGUAUUUUAAAAAACUGACUGGAUACUUGGUCUGAUUGCAGCAUCAGAAGAGCUGGAUCUUUCCCUUAGAUUUAGAAUGGUCUUUUGACACACAUUGUUAGAGCUUUUUUUUUUUUCCAGCUAAGAUCCCAAGGGCUAUGACACAGUGCUUGGAAAACAGACUUCUAACCUGAGUGCAGUUCCUAAAUGUAUUACUCAUGUAAACUGAUACAGCUGGUUAUUUAC
Cinclus cinclus is the source of this 3391-nucleotide messenger RNA. Its product is annotated as cell surface glycoprotein CD200 receptor 1-A-like. Lineage: Eukaryota; Metazoa; Chordata; Aves; Passeriformes; Cinclidae. Gene Ontology annotation, biological process: regulation of neuroinflammatory response. The coding region runs from base 197 to 1180 and encodes 327 amino acids. The transcript is spliced from 7 exons. Gene Ontology annotation, cellular component: external side of plasma membrane. Gene Ontology annotation, molecular function: signaling receptor activity. The record is from RefSeq and is a predicted model, not a curated record.